AUGAUCAUACCACGAAAGGGAUUGAACAUGAGUCGCGGGAUCAAGGUUUUAUCAGUCAAUGUCUUUCCCACUCACUCACAAUCUUCGUUCACACUGAACGCUAUGUACGAUCUCAGCCUUGCUUCUUUACUCCGGGGGAAUGUGUUGCUGCGUCGAAGUUCGAACGAUCACACAUAA
Molecule: messenger RNA, 177 nt
Organism: Plenodomus lingam JN3
Lineage: Eukaryota; Fungi; Ascomycota; Dothideomycetes; Pleosporales; Leptosphaeriaceae
Source: RefSeq, a predicted model, not a curated record